GCCAGCAGAACCUCACCCCUGUAUUUCUCGUGGCAAGGAGCAAGACCACCUCCUGGGUCCUGUCGGAGGACAGGGAGAGGAUGGAUGGGCUGGAUGCAUGCAAGGGACCCAAUAAAGCAUUCUAUUCUCCUGAGAUCCAGCCUGCCAAGGAGAAGGGAUUCUCUUCCGCUCUGGCCAAGAAUUGCCCCGACACAGGAAGUGACCCCAGGAAACAGACACCAGAAACUGGCAAGAGGCACCCCCACCCUCCAUCCAUCAUCCUCUCCGAACGUCUAGAACAACCAGUAUCUGCAGGUAAUCCCACCACCUGUGUUACCAGGAAAUGUUUAUGCAUCACAUGGGGUUUUGUCCUGAGUGUGUAUAAUUAAUUAUUAAAGAGAUGUUCACCCUGUCAGAACAGUUUAAUGUUUAGUUGGAGGACUGAAACAUUAAAGUUUGUCCCUUGACUUCGCACACUGUUGCCUUGGCGUCGGCUAAAAAAAGAAGAUACAAUUACACGGUAUGUUAACUAACUGGAAUUUAAAUAAAAAUUUGAAAAAUAAAAAGAAUAAGAAAUAAGUUACUUAUAUGGGGAGGAAGGGAAGGAAGGAAGGAAGGAAGAAAAGGAGGGAGGAAGGGGCCAACAGCGUGAUUGCGUUCCAUUGUCCUGACGUUAUGGAGGCUUGGACGUGAACCGUCGCUGUUUGUGACUGCUACCUGCUUUCCUUACCUUCGAGCUCAGGGAAAGGAGGUUGUUGUCAUAAUCACCGAUUCCGUGAGGAAGGGAGACUGGUGAGAUGCAAGAUGAAAGCUAACGUGCAUGAUCCUCCAGCCUGGGUAACCUCGAGGGCCGGUGCAGAAGGAGGCCAUGGGGGCGGGGGCGAACUUAGAGAGGGUGAGAAUAGUGAAGACAGGCUUCCUGGAAGAGGUGGGCCCAUGUGGGAGAGGGGAGAGUAGGGAAGAGGGCAUCUCAGAGGAGGGAGGCAGAUGAAGUUUGAAGGCAGGAGCCCAGUGGGCCAGGCCCAGAGUGGGGCCCACUGGCUCUGUUUUCCCUUUUCCCUGAGAGAGGUUGGGGUCCCUGCCCCGGCCGCGGCCCUGGGCCUUGGAGAGGGCGCUGGACCGAGCUGGGUGGGAGGCCCAACCUCUUCCCGCUCUGGACUCUGCCCAGGAAUUUGCACUGAAAAGAGAAGACGGGCCAAAGUGCAAGCAGGUUGAAGUCAUUUUGUCCCCGUGGAAAUACGCGCUUCUGUCCUUUCCCGAGAGUGACUUGUUCACCACAAUAUCUGGAAGAUCGGGCACAUGGAAGACAAAACACCAAAACGAAGAGAGUCCAUCUCGCUCACAUCUGUGGCCAAUGGUCUGGAGAACAAGGGGGCUGAGCUCUUGGAAAGCCUGGAGGAAGGCCGGACCCCUGGCAACGUCUCAAGCCCUGCAGAGGGUGGGGACAGCUGGACCGAGGCUAGCCCGGAGACCUCAGGACGGCGGAGCCCGUGGCCGGCCCUGAGGGCCCGACGCUCCUGCAGGGAGCACGCACAGCUUUUUCGAUGGAUCUGCUCGGGCCUGCUCUGUACAGCGUUCGCUGCCUUCCUGCUGACUGCCAGCAUCCUGGAUUUCCAGAGGGCCCUGGCACUCUUUGUCCUCACCUGUGUGGUCCUCACCUUCCUGGCCCACAGCCUGCUGAAGAGGCUGCUGGGACACACACUGCUGAGGUGUGUCAAGCCUCUGGGGCAUUACCGCCUGCGCCUAUGGUUUGAGAGGGGUCUGGCCCUUGCUGCUUUCCUGGGCUUGGUCUUGUGGCUGGUUCUGGACACCUCCCAGCGACCUGAGCAGCUAGUGUCCUUUGCAGGAAUCUGCGUGUUCAUCAGCCUCCUCUUUGCCUGCUCAAAGCAUCACCGCGCAGUGUCCUGGAGGGCUGUGUCCUGGGGCCUUGGCCUACAGUUUGCACUUGGACUCUUCGUCAUCAGAACAGAACCAGGAUUUAUCACAUUCCAGUGGAUGGGCAACCAGAUCCAGAUCUUCCUGAGCUACACGGAUGCCGGCUCCAGCUUCGUGUUUGGGGAGGCGAUGGUCAAGGGUGUCUUUGCCUUUCAGAUUCUGCCCAUUGUCAUCUUCUUCAGCUGUGUCAUGUCCAUUCUGUACUAUGUGGGCCUCAUGCAGUGGGUGAUCCAGAAGAUCAGUUGGCUGAUGCAGGCCACCAUGGGCACCAUGGCCACUGAGACCCUGAGUGUGGCUGGAAACAUCUUUGUGAGCCAGACGGAGGCUCCUCUGCUGAUCCGGCCCUACCUGGCCGACAUGACUCUGUCCGAAAUCCACGCCGUCAUGACCGGAGGCUUUGCUACCAUUGCUGGCAGCCUGCUGGGCGCCUACAUCUCCUUUGGGAUCGAUGCCGCCUCCCUGAUUGCCGCCUCCGUGAUGGCCGCCCCUUGUGCCUUGGCCCUGACCAAGCUGGUCUACCCGGAGGUGGAGGAGUCCAAGUUUAAGGGCGCAGAAGGGGUGAAACUGACUGGAGGAGACGCCCAGAACCUCUUAGAAGCAGCCAGCAAUGGGGCCACUGCCUCCGUGAAGCUGGUGGGGAACAUCGGAGCCAACCUGAUUGCUUUCCUGGCGUUGCUGGCCUUCGUCAACGCGGCCCUCUCCUGGCUGGGAGCCAUGGUGGGUGCCCAGGAGCUCAGCUUCCAGCUCAUCUGCUCCUACGCCCUGCGGCCUGUGGCCUUCUUAAUGGGGGUGGCCUGGGAGGACUGCCCGGUGGUGGCGGAGCUCCUGGGGACCAAGCUGUUCCUGAACGAGUUCGUGGCCUAUCAGGAGCUCUCCCAGUACAAGAGUCACCGCCUUGCGGGAGCUGAGGAGUGGGUCGGCACCAAGAAGCAGUGGAUCUCCGUCAGAGCAGAAAUCCUCACGACAUUUGCCCUCUGUGGAUUUGCCAACUUCAGUUCCAUUGGGAUCAUGCUGGGAGGCCUGACCUCCAUGGCCCCCCAGCGGAAGAGCGACUUCUCCCAGAUAGUUCUCCGGGCGCUCUGCACGGGGACCUGUGUGUCGCUGGUGAAUGCCUGCGUGGCCGGGAUCCUCUAUGUGCCCCGGGGGGCCGCGGUCGACUGCACGGCCCUCCUGAACGCAACCGUGGGCAGCAGAAGCUUCGAGGUAUACCAGUGUUGCCGCUGGGCCUUCCAGAGGCCCAGCCCAGAGGUCAGCCGAGGGGCCCUGGACGUCUGCUGUCGGUUUUACAACCACACGAUCUGUGCGUAGCGGGGGCAGCACGUCUUCGGCCUCCUGGGGGCUGCUCGUCCCCACGAAGUGGCUGUCCCCACCCUUCUCUCUCUCACCCUUCCCUCCUGGGGGGGAAGCCACGGGGCUGAGACUCACCUCGGUCACGCGGUUGGGGAGGAGUUGAUGGGGCGAGCGGGCAGAGAGUGGGUGGUGUGGAAGUGAGGGAUGCCCCCCAAUCCUCGACCCCUUCCUGCUCCCUCCCGAAAUGUGAAUUCUCAGGGUCACCUCUGCCUCCUUUUCUCUCCCCUCCGCAUCCAAACAGCACUCUGGUCCCCUUUGUCUCCCCACCGUGGGUCUCUCACGUGCACCCUUCCCUUCAGUUAUGGGGUCCCUCACGCUGGGCUUUGUAGCCGCCUCCCUCCCUCCCUCCUCCUCCUCUGGCACUGGAAUCUUGCCGUGGCUUACCUGGGCCAGACCCUUCCUCUACUUUCAGAGGCUCCCCUGCAGCCUUUGCCCGUAGUGUUCCCAAACUGGUGUCCCGUGGAACACUGUCCCACGAGGUGUUCAGAAGGUUCCGUGAUCCACCAGGCUUGGAAAAUACCGGGCUAAAUAAAGGUACACGGGUUUUGCUUUUGGGUUUGUUUUUGUUUUACUAUGGACUCGCCAAAUCUUGAUCCAGAUAUGACAGGAGACAUUCUCCAAAUUUUUUCGACCAUAAGAACCUUUGGGAUGGGAGCAUCUCUUAGUUGAGGACCCCACGGAACACAAUUCAGGAAAUAGUGGUUAAUGUUCUAAACUGCUUUACAUAAUUGUAACACAAAGUUUACAUAGCACUGUCUGCCAGGCACUGUUCUGGGUGCUUCAUACAUUCUAACUCUCAACCCUGACAACAACCUUAUGAAGUCAGGUUCUAUUAUUAUCCCUGGUUGAGGAAUCAGAGGCCCAGAGAAGUUAAGUAACUUGCACAAAGCAACACAGCUAGGAAGAGGAAGAGGUGAGAUUUGAACCCAGGCCGUCUUAGCCUCACAAGCGGCGUUGAAUCUCUCAGCUGGGCUGCCGGCAUCAGAGGAACUCGGUUGGGUGACUUGCCCUGACCUCCCCCCCUCGGCAUUUCUCCCCAGCCCACGCUUGCUGCUCCAGGGGUCCAGGCUUCUGAGGUGUUUUACGUGCCUCUGCGCCUUCGUUCCUGGCAUCCCCGUCACCCAGCAGGCCCUGUCCCUCUCUCUCUUGCCUGUGCUCCUCCUGCCGACUUCCCACUCCCCAGCGGCUUUGGCGGAGUGACCUGCGAUGCACCUGUGCCUGGGGCCGCCGGGCCGCCGCUCCAUCACUCACCUGUGUCACCUCCGGCUUCCCAGUUGUAGCCCGCCCUGGGCCAAGGCAGAGAGAGGACGUGCUCUCAGCUCAGCACUGCUCUGAUCGCGGGGGCGGGCACAGGAGGGAGGGCUCCUCAGUCAUCGGACCUUCCCUCCACCCCCGUGCUCCGUCCUCCUCACUGGGCACCUGCAGACGUCGGGAGCCCUUUGAGGGGAGGCCUGCAGACAUCUGCUGGUGCCGGAAGCCCGUGCUUAACUGCAUCCCAGGCGCAGCUCUAAGUCAAGAUUGGCACAGACCCCUCCACUUGCCCCUUCCACAGCCGUGACAGACAUUGCUAAUCGAUCACAGCACUCCCCACACUGAAUCCAGAAGGGCCUCCAGAAUCCCCAUCAGUGUGGUGCUGGAGGACCCCACUGCCAAGGGAUUCAGGCUGCCUUUUCGGGGGAGAACUAUUUGCUGCCCCUGUGCUAAGAAAUAGACACUAAGAACCCAAACUGCCAUUGAUUUUAUGUCCCUGGCCUUGGAAGGGCUGGGGUUUUUGGAAAAGACUCUAGAAAUGAAGGACGUUGAAGCAGAGAGGGAUCUUUGCAAGGAAUGAGGCCCGUGCCCGUGAUCUGUCCGCUCCAGGAUUAUGCACUGCUCGCUGAUUCAGUCAAGGAAUAUCCAUGGAGCACGUUUUAUUAGCUCGGGCUGCCAUCACAAAAUACCACAGCCUGGGUGGCUUGAGCAACAGAAAUCAAUUCUGUCAUAGUUUUGGAGGCUGGAAGCUCAAGAUCAGGGUGCCGGCACGAUCAGUUUCUA
This is a messenger RNA of Mirounga angustirostris (Northern elephant seal), 5298 nucleotides long. It is a transcript of the gene SLC28A1, whose product is annotated as solute carrier family 28 member 1. The record is from RefSeq and is a predicted model, not a curated record. Gene Ontology annotation, molecular function: pyrimidine- and adenosine-specific:sodium symporter activity. Bases 1279 to 3222 code for a protein of 647 amino acids. NCBI's taxonomy places the organism in Eukaryota, Metazoa, Chordata, Mammalia, Carnivora, Phocidae. Gene Ontology annotation, cellular component: plasma membrane. The transcript is spliced from 20 exons. Gene Ontology annotation, biological process: uridine transmembrane transport; cytidine transport; nucleoside transmembrane transport.